Molecule: messenger RNA, 2349 nt
Organism: Corylus avellana
Lineage: Eukaryota; Viridiplantae; Streptophyta; Magnoliopsida; Fagales; Betulaceae
Product: Cysteine proteinases superfamily protein
Biological process (GO): ERAD pathway; endoplasmic reticulum unfolded protein response; protein deubiquitination
Cellular component (GO): nucleus; cytosol
Molecular function (GO): cysteine-type deubiquitinase activity
Source: RefSeq, a predicted model, not a curated record
AUCUUGUGUAUAACCUAGAGCUUUUCUUUUUUCUGCUUCCAAUAAUGAAACUUUUUAUUUAUUUAAUCAAUUUUAGGGCAGUUUAUAAUCAAAUGGAAAAUAAUUACUUGGCAAGCAUGCUCAACCGUUUCAAGUAAUUGAAGUCUUCUCAUUUGUUAGUUUUGGACCUGAUUGGACGCAUAAGUAUCAGGCAAUUUUCGAUUCUCUUGUUUGGCUUAGGUAGAUUCAAAGCUAAUUGGUAAUGGUGUUAAAAUUUGUGGUCAGAAGGUUGUCAGUUUAAGAACCUGAAGAAAUAUAUUUCUUGUCACAUAGUUUAGUCAAUUUUAGGGUAGUUUAUAAUCAAAAUGGAAAAAUAAGUGCCCAGGUGUUCCAAAUAAUAAGCAUAGGGAUGUGUAAACUGGAAUCUUCUCAUAUGUUAGUUUGGACCUGAUAGGAUGCUUAAGUAUGAUACAAGUCUAGAUUCUCGUGGGAUAAAUAGGGAAAAAGACCAUCAUGUUUGGUUUGGGUAGUUUUGAAGCUAAUUGCUAAUGAUGUUAAAAUUUAUGGUCCAAGAUUACGGACCUGUGUAUGAAGCUGGAAAAAGAGGGCAUUAAUCUAUUUUUUUGUGUAUGCACGUUAAUGUUUCACUUAAUGCAUCUUAUGUUCCAUGUUUGAAUGUUUUUUUUGAGAUAAAUCUAUAUGAUACAUAAUUGAGUGGUGGGAGGAUCUCAACUAAAAUGAAAUGCCUUAAAGGUUAGUAUUAAUACAAUAUGAUGUUAUAGGCUACUUCUAGGCUUGUUGCCUGGUUCUUAGUUUGGGGGAUUUUAGUCUUGUUGUAUAGGGUCAACAAACCUCAAUCAAACCAUGAAUUUAAGGCAUCAAGUUGUGGAUGAACCAAUCUGAACUACAAAUUAAAUUACUCUCUGGCUUGAAUGUUCAGGUUUCCGUGAAACCUAGUAACCAUGACUUUAGGGCAUCAAUUUGAGUAUCAACAUGAACCAAACCCCCAAACAAAUCCAUUCAUAAGAAGCCUUAAAUCUAAAAUUCUGGCCUAAUCAUAGUAUGCAAAGAUAAACGAAUAAUUGGUUGGUGCUAUGGAAUGCAAUCUGCUAGGAAUGCUGGCCAAUAAUGCAUUCCACUUGUGCCUCAGGUGGUGCCAAUAUGAUUGUAUGUUCUCCCAUCAGUACGUCUGCUAAAAAUGUUGUCUACCUGAGUGCCCGUGUUCCAUCAGAGAUGGGCAGCAAUAUCUGUGCUGCAGUCUCCCGCAGACCAUCAGGUUCAUGUUCUUUCUAUUUGUACCCUGGGCAUUCAAAAACAAGCUGUGGUAGCUCGUCUGUCUCCAGGACAGUAUCUUCUCCUUCCUUUACUAGCCAAACAUUUCAGGGGAGCUGUUUUCGAUCUUGCUUCUCUAGUCAGAGGGGAAACUUGCAAGUUAAAUGUGUUGGUAGUGCUAAAGGACCUCAGAGGAAACACCUUGAUAUUUCAUUGGCAUGCCAAAAUUUAAAUAUGAGGCUUUUGGUCCCAAAACAAGGAAUGCUCCCUAGAAUCAAGUGUAACGUGGGGCCGGUAUCUUGGCCACAAGGUUGUGCUUCGGCUGGUUUAAUUUUUGGGUUGCUGGUCUGUUAUUCAAGUUCUGAACCAGCACAUGCUGAAGCAGCUCGGCCCGCUCGGGUAAAGGGGGAUAAGGAAGAUGAUUGUCAUUUGUCACAUGUUAAAUUCUCACAUGGGAAGAAAGUCUACACUAACUACUCUGUUAUCGGGAUACCUGGAGAUGGGAGAUGUCUGUUCCGUUCUGUUGCUCAUGGGGCUUGUGUACAAUCUGGGAAGCCAGCUCCAAGUGAGAGCCUUCAGAGAGAAUUAGCAGAUGACCUACGGGCUAGGGUUGCUGAUGAGUUUAUCAAAAGGAGGACAGAGACAGAAUGGUUUGUCGAAGGAGAUUUUGACACAUAUGUUUCACAAAUACGGAAGCCCCAUGUAUGGGGAGGUGAGCCUGAACUAUUCAUGGCUUCGCAUGUUCUCAAGAUGCCAAUUACAGUCUACAUGUACGAUAAAGAUGCCGGUGGCUUGAUAUCCAUUGCCGAGUAUGGCCAAGAGUACGGCAACGAAAAUCCAAUUAGGGUUCUCUACCAUGGUUCUGGUCACUAUGAUGCACUGCAGAUUCCUGGAAAGAAGGGUGGUGGUAGAUCAAGAUUUUAGUUUUUUAUACUUGACUGACAGAAGAGUGGAUGUUUUCUUCUUUCUUUUUACUCUACAUAUUGUAGUCAUUGAGUUUCCAAAACAAAGCCGAGAAUAAAUAUUUUUUUUUCCUGGGCAACAGGAAUUAAUCCUUGGCUCUUCUAAAUUCUAAUAACAGUUACCUUUCCUGUGCAA